GCUCAGCGAUGACCAUUCGACAGAUGGCUAGCUCAGCAGAACUUGAUAUCACCGUUUGCCUCUCGCGGUGGAGGCCGUCCUUUUUUUUGAGAUCCAUCACGAUCACGAAGUCAACAUUAUUUACGGAGGCUUUGGCGGCAUGUGCACCAGAUGCAUCCGUCGUAGCCACUGGAGCCUGAACUCAGCUAGGGUUCAUCGCCCCGUCAAGGUUCCUCAUUCGGGUUUUGUUCGCACUCUUGCCUCGCUCCUAUGCUCGCUGAAGAUUGUCUGGAACGGAUACCAUUAUGGGGAAGUAUCGGAAGUUGGGGACUACGUAUGUACGGUCUGAAACCUUCCCCGCCGGACUAAAUCGAGGUCGUAGAAUUUUGUUCACCAAUAACCGUGCUACUUCAAGUGGCAAGCCUCGUUUCUGUCGGGUCUUACUUUACGGCCUUGCCUUGGGAGGAGUAUCUAUACCGUAUGCUACAGUACCACCUGAGAAACCCUCCAUGGAGACACACACAAACACACACACACACCCUUCUUUCCCCCCAACUUACACUACGCCAGCUGAACGAACAUCUCCAAAAAUUAAGGAAAUGAUGUAUCGAUCUCUUCUGUUGGAGUCAGUCCUCCCUUACGAAACUCGUCUCACCAUCAGACCUUCAUCCACCCUGGAACCACACAUCCCUAGCACGGCAUACCGUUCACCAACAUCCGUCCUUCGUUACUUCUGUCUAGGUAGAGUUACUUCUGCGAAAUCAUCCACUUUUUUUACUCUCCGUGGCAGCAGUCUCCGCUCCACGCAAGAAGAAGAAAACAAGCCGGGAGGGACACCGAGCCACCGACAACUUGUACCAACCCCGUUGGUAGCGCAGUAAAAGUACCAAAAUCUCUUGCCCCUUGGUUCAACAGGAUGGACAGA
Molecule: messenger RNA, 904 nt
Organism: Aspergillus neoniger CBS 115656
Lineage: Eukaryota; Fungi; Ascomycota; Eurotiomycetes; Eurotiales; Aspergillaceae
Exons: 1
Coding region: 285-860 (191 amino acids)
Source: RefSeq, a predicted model, not a curated record